This is a messenger RNA of Oncorhynchus kisutch (coho salmon), 8447 nucleotides long. RefSeq names its product ankyrin repeat and KH domain containing 1 (gene ankhd1). Lineage: Eukaryota; Metazoa; Chordata; Actinopteri; Salmoniformes; Salmonidae. Gene Ontology annotation, biological process: innate immune response. Gene Ontology annotation, molecular function: RNA binding; protein binding. Gene Ontology annotation, cellular component: cytoplasm. Bases 190 to 7923 code for a protein of 2577 amino acids. The record is from RefSeq and is a predicted model, not a curated record. The transcript has 35 exons.
UGAAUAGAGGCGGGCUAAGAGCGAACUAUAGCGAAAGCAUGUUAGGUUGUUAGAAAGUUAAUGGCUUGAAGGAAAGAGACGCUCUUCUCGCUUCAGGAUUUUACUGAAGUAUAAACAUAAUUACUAACAACCUCAAAGAAAGUUUAAGACAAUAUUGUGUCUAUUAGAAUACAAAAUACUAAGGAAAGUAUGCAGGAUGCAGUAGCCGGGACGGCAAUGCUGACGGACGGCUUCGAGGACGAGAUUGACUCUGUGACUCCGCGCUCCCCUGCCGUAGGAAUGGGGGUUGGAGCCACACCAGGAGCCGGACUCGGGGGUUUAGGGAUUGGUGUUGGUGGAAAGAAAGUCCGCUUGUUUGGCGAGGCUGGUGGGCCUGCAGCUGACCGGCUUGAUUUCCAGCUCGCAGCGGCCGCAGUGCUUUCCUCCGGCCCUGGAUCUGCCAGCGACGAUGAGGUAUCUGAGGUGGAGUCCUUCAUAUUAGACCAGGAAGACCUGGACAACCCCAUGCUAAAAACAGCGUCAGAGCUGCUCCUGUCCAGCGCUGCCGACGGAGCUGAUCUCAGAACAGUGGACCCGGAAACCCAAGCCAGAUUGGAGGCUCUGUUGGAAGCAGCCGGUAUUGGUAAACUGUCCACCACCGAUGGAAAAGCCUUCGCAGAUCCAGAGGUGCUACGUCGCUUGACGUCGUCCGUGAGCUGUGCGCUGGACGAGGCCGCCGCCGCUCUCACACGCAUGAGGGCCGAAAACACACUCAACGCCAGCCAGGCAGACAACCGUAGCUUGGCGGAGGCGUGCUCCGACGGGGACGUCAACGCUGUGAGGAAGCUGCUGGAUGAGGGGAGGAGCGUCAACGAACACACCGAGGAGGGAGAGAGUCUGCUCUGCCUAGCCUGCUCUGCUGGUUACUAUGAACUUGCACAGGUCUUGCUGGCCAUGCACGCUAACGUGGAAGAUCGGGGCAUCAAGGGUGACAUCACGGCCCUCAUGGCCUCCGCCAGUGGCGGCUACGUAGACAUCGUCAAACUGCUGCUGGUACAUGGGGCUGACGUCAACGCACAGUCCUCCACAGGUAACACGGCAUUGACGUACGCGUGUGCCGGCGGCUUCCUGGACGUGGUGAAGGUGCUGCUGAAGGAAGGCGCCAACAUCGAGGACCACAACGAGAACGGCCACACGCCCCUGAUGGAGGCGGCGAGCGCGGGUCACGUGGAGGUCGCCCGGGUGCUCCUGGAGUACGGGGCUGGUAUCAACACGCACUCCAACGAGUUCAAGGAAAGUGCACUCACGCUGGCCUGCUACAAAGGGCACCUGGACAUGGUGCGCUUCCUGUUAGAGGCAGGGGCUGACCAGGAGCACAAGACCGACGAGAUGCACACAGCACUCAUGGAGGCUUGUAUGGAUGGGCAUGUGGAGGUGGCGCGGUUGCUGUUGGACAGCGAGGCGCAGGUCAACAUGCCCGCUGACUCUUUCGAGUCUCCGCUGACGCUGGCGGCCUGUGGGGGCCACGUAGAGCUUGCUGCCCUGCUGAUGGAGAGGGGCGCCAACUUGGAGGAAGUCAACGAUGAGGGAUACACUCCCCUCAUGGAAGCCGCACGAGAGGGCCACGAGGAGAUGGUGGCGCUGCUUUUGGCACAAGGUGCCAACAUCAACGCUCAGACGGAGGAGACCCAGGAGACAGCCCUGACGCUGGCCUGCUGCGGGGGCUUCCUGGAGGUGGCCGACUUCCUCAUCAAGGCCGGGGCCGACAUCGAGCUGGGCUGCUCCACGCCUCUCAUGGAGGCUGCACAGGAGGGACACCUGGAGCUGGUCAAGUACCUGCUGGCCGCCGGAGCCAAUGUCCACGCCACCACGGCGACGGGGGACACGGCGCUGACCUACGCCUGUGAGAACGGACACACAGACGUGGCUGACGUGCUGCUGCAGACUGAGGCUGACCUGGAGCAUGAAUCGGAGGGGGGCAGGACCCCUCUAAUGAAAGCUGUUAGAGCGGGCCACCUCUGUACUGUACAGUUCCUAAUCAGCAAAGGAGCUAAUGUGAACAGGGCGACGGCCAACAAUGAUCACACAGUAGUGUCUCUAGCCUGCGCCGGGGGCCACCUGGCCGUGGUGGAGCUGCUGCUGUCUCAUGGGGCUGAUCCUACUCACAGACUGAAGGAUGGCUCCACCAUGCUGAUCGAAGCUGCUAAGGGCGGUCACACCAUCGUGGUGUCCUAUCUCCUCGACUACCCCAACAACGUCCUGUCGGUCCCCGUGCCAGACUUGUCUCAGCUCACACCCCCAUCCCAUGACACUUCUCCGGCUCCACGAGUUCCAUUCCAAGCCCUGGCCAUGGUGGUGCCUCCUCAAGAGCCAGACAGAGUGCCCUCCAACAUCACACCGCCUCCACCCGUCAUCACAAAAGGCGGAUCCAAGCAGAGGCUGAGCCCCCUACAGGGCAGCCCUGUUGCCGCAGGCGGUCCGGACGCGGACCUGCUGCCUCCUUUCCACCCGUACCAGCCCCUAGAGUGCAUCGUGGAAGAGACUGAGGGCAAGCUGAACGAGCUGGGCCAGAGGAUCUCCGCUAUAGAGAAGGCCCAGCUGCAGUCCUUGGAGCUCAUCCAAGGAGAGCCUCUCACCAAAGACAAGAUUGAGGAGCUGAAGAAGAGCCGCGAGGAGCAGGUGCAGAAGAAGAAGAAGAUCCUCAAGGAGCUGCAGAAGGUGGAGCGCCAGCUGCAGUUGAAGACACAGCAGCAGUUCACCAAAGAGUACAUGGAGGCCAAAGGCCUGAAGGACGACCCGGGGCAGCUUGGCCAGGCGGCAGGGGUGGAGCAGCCCGGCACCCCCCUGCCCUUGCAGGCUGCAGAGCCGGGCUCCGACACCGAGGGGGACGGGGAGGGCAUCCACCACCACCAUGAUGGACAGCCCCACCCCGCCGCCGAGGAACAGGAGGAAGAGGAUGAUGAGGAGGAGGACUACGCCAAGCUACCUCAGGUGGACACCAUCCUGUAUAGACAGGCCCAGGAACCCCCGCCACCUGCUCCUCCUCACACCCAGGCCCUGCAGUCACCCCUCCUGCAGGCCCGUUUCUUACCCUCCCAUCUCCUGGCCACCCAGCAGUCCACAGACUUCAGUACGGCGGAGUACCCCGUCAGCUCCAGCCCCGAUCUGGAGAGGGUGAUGGUGAACCAGCAGCAGAUGUUGUGGCAGCAGUUGACAGACCUGGGACCGGGCCUUCUCACCCAGGCCCCUGAAGGACUCAUGGUGGCCACCCCAGCACAGACCCUCACAGAUACUUUGGACGACAUCAUGGCAGCAGUGAGCAGCAGAGGCCCCAUGUUGAGCACGACGGCCUCGCCCCCAGCACAGACGCCCAUCCAUUCAGUGUCCCCACACUCUAUGCUCCCCCUCUACCCCUCCGUAGAUAUCGACGCACACACGGAGAGUAAUCACGACACCGCUCUGACGCUGGCCUGUGCCGGCGGUCACGAGGAGCUGGUGUCGGUGCUCGUCGCCCGCGGGGCUAACAUCGAGCAUCGGGAUAAGAAAGGUUUCACUCCUCUGAUCCUGGCUGCUACAGCGGGUCAUGUUGGCGUGGUGGAGAUCCUGCUGGAUAAAGGAGGGGACAUCGAAGCCCAGUCUGAGAGAACCAAAGACACUCCUCUCUCCCUGGCAUGCUCUGGAGGAAGACAGGAGGUGGUGGAGCUGUUGCUGCUGCGCGGGGUCAACAAGGAGCACCGUAACGUUUCAGACUACACUCCGCUCAGCCUGGCCGCCUCGGGGGGCUUCGUCAACAUCAUCAAGAUCCUCCUCAACGCUGGAGCUGAAAUCAACUCCAGGACUGGGAGUAAGUUGGGUAUCUCUCCUCUGAUGCUGGCUGCCAUGAACGGUCACGUCCCAGCGGUCAAGCUGCUGCUGGACAUGGGCUCAGACAUCAACGCUCAGAUCGAGACUAACCGCAACACGGCGCUGACCCUGGCCUGCUUCCAGGGACGGGCGGAGGUGGUCAGUCUGCUGCUGGACCGCAAGGCCAACGUGGAGCACCGCGCCAAGACUGGGCUGACCCCCCUCAUGGAGGCGGCAUCGGGUGGCUAUGCUGAGGUAGGGCGGGUGCUGCUGGAUAAGAGCGCUGACGUCAACGCCCCACCCGUCCCCUCCUCCCGAGACACAGCGCUCACCAUCGCUGCAGACAAGGGCCACUACAAGUUCUGUGAGCUCCUAAUCAACCGAGGUGCUCACAUUGACGUGCGCAAUAAGAAGGGAAACACUCCCUUGUGGCUGGCGGCCAACGGCGGCCAUUUUGACGUGGUGCAGCUGCUGGUGCAGGCUGGGACCGAUGUCGACGCAGCAGACAACCGCAAGAUCACACCACUCAUGGCUGCCUUCCGCAAGGGCCAUGUGAAGGUGAUUCAGUACCUGGUCAAGGAGGUCAACCAGUUCCCCUCGGACAUCGAGUGCAUGAGAUACAUUGCCACCAUCACGGACAAGGACCUGCUGAAGAAAUGUCACCAGUGCAUGGAGACCAUUGUCAAAGCCAAAGACCAGCAGGCAGCAGAGGCCAACAAGAACGCCAGCAUUCUGCUGAAGGAGCUGGACUUGGAGAAGUCCAGGGAAGAGAGUAAGAAGCAGGCCCUGGCCGCUAAGCGUGAGAAGCGUAAGGAGAAACGCAAGAAGAAGAAGGAAGAUCAGAAGAGGAAGCUGGAGGGGGAGGAAGAAGAGGAGGAGGAGGAGGAGGAAGAGGAGGCCAAAGUAAAAGAGGAGUUAGAGGACCAAGACUCCUCUGAAGACGGUGAUGUCCCCAUUGACCCGCCCAGCGCUACCACCACCACUACCAUCGGCAUCUCUGCCACCUCUGCCACCUUCACCAACGCCUUCGCCAAGAAACGAGUCAAUGUGGCGACCACGUCCAGCACCAACCGCAAGAACAAGAAGAACAAGACCAUGGAGCCCAUCAUCCUGCAGGACCCCCAGGUGGUGCUGGCUCAGCAGAAGACUGACAAAAACAAGAUCCACGGGGAGCCCAGGGGCGGUGGGGUGCCGGGUGGCAGCGACUCAGACAACCUGGACAGCACCGACUGCAACAGUGAGAGCAGCAGCAGCGGAGGCAAGAGCCAGGAGCUCAACUACCUACCGGACAUGCCCUCUUCAUCUUCCUCAUCCUCGUCUGCAUCGUCUGCUCCCUCGGGGGUGAGCCAACAGCCCCAGCCGGUCCCUGAGAAGAGGCACAGCUCCCGAGACCACAAGGUCACAGUGUGCAUCUCCAAACCACACCAGAAACUCCAUGACUGCAUCAACGUCCUGGCACCCAGCUCCCUUCCCCCCUCCUUCAAAACCAUUUCAGUGCCGGUCACCUCGCCCAACAGCAAGAUGAACCUCACCAGCCCCAAGAGGGGCCAGAAGAGGGAAGACGGCUGGAAAGAGGUGGUACGGAGAUCAAAGAAGUUAUUGGUGCCUGCCUCUGUCGUGUCUCGGAUCAUGGGCAGAGGUGGCUGUAACAUCACUGCCAUUCAGGACGUGACCGGUGCUCACAUCGACGUGGACAAACAGAAGGACAAGAAUGGAGAAAGGAUGAUCACCAUCAGAGGAGGUACAGAGUCAACUCGGCACGCUGUACAACUGAUCAACGCCCUGAUCCAGGACCCAGCCAAGGAGCUGGAGGACCUAAUCCCCAGAAACCACAUCCGCACUCCUGGUACCAGCACCAAGAUGGGCUCCACCUACACCACCUCCACAGGGGCCACCAACACUAUGGCGGCCGGCUCAAAGGGCCUGGCAUCGGUGUUUCCGUCGUCCGCUGUGUCCUUCCAGACCCCCUCGGUCUCUCAGCAGGGAGGGAAGAUGGGAAAGAACCUGUCCGCCGGGGUGAGGCCCCCCUUUGUUUCACUGCCCCUGGCGUAUGCCAACCCACACCUGGCCCUGCUGGCUGCCCAGACCAUGCACCACAUCCGACACCCACGUCUUCCCAUGGCACAGUUCGGUGGCACCUUUUCUCCAUCGCCUAACACCUGGGGCCCGUUCCCGGUGCGGCCCGUCAACCCCGGCAGCACUCACAGCUCUCCCAAGCACAACGGGAGCACUGCCCCCCGGCCCUCGCCUGUCUCCGCCGCCCAUCCGGAGUACACAGCUCCUGCCUCUACAGCAGCCACUGUCUCGCCCACCAGCACUGCCCCCUCCGGCAACCCAACGCCCUCUUCUGCCAGGAAGCAGCUCUUCUCUGGCGAACCAAAGACGACCAGCAUGACAGCAGUCACUUCCACAGUGAGCAACGUUCCCGCCACGCAGCUGGCCCCUGCAUCCUCCACCAUGUCCUCUACUCCGUCCUCCCCUUCCGUGCCCAUCGCCACGUCUGCACAGCAGCUGCCCGUCUCCAAGCCGGAGCCUGCUGGUGGCACCACGCCUGGUAAAGAGAAGUCCUCUCCAGAUGCAGCACCUGUCCAAGGUGGAGCGUCGGAAGGUUCCAGCUCCAACGGCCCCAUGUACUUCACAGGUCCUCCCACGGCUCCACCAUCACUGCCCUCCCAGCAGCCGGACAGCCGACAGAAGCAGCUUCCCCUCCCCUUCUCCCCCAGCACAGAGCCCAGCCCCCAGGCCGCCCAGCCUCCCUGCUCCCACCUGCCCUCCUCUCACGCUGCACCAGCAGGGGGCAGCACCGUACCUCACUACGCACAGCCUUCUCCCUCAUGCGUGCAGCCCUCGGCCCAGGUCUACCCCAUGACAGCUGGGACAUCUCCGCAGGAGCACCAUUCUGUGUUUGUAUCCUCUGGAGCAUCCCAGGAGCAACACCAGAAACAACCGCAGCAGUAUACCAACCAGGGCAUGGCAGCCCCUUCCAUGGGCAUGAUGAACGGCUCCCAGAUGCACAGCCACGGGGGCAAGACCCAGCAGCUGCCCCCCAACUACGGCCCCAACGCCCUCUUCAACCAUUUCAGCAGCAUGUUUGACAGCAAUCAGGUGGGCAACAAUCAGGUGUGGGGAGCAUGUCACCUGCCUGCUCGGACCCCUCCGGAGCAGCCCUACAUGGGAGGCAUGGGACAGAUGGAGAAGGUGAUGCCAGCUCCUGACGGCUCCAAGGCUCCAGGGUACCGCUGCAACUCCCAGAGGAUUGUCACCAGUCCCAUCGGCAUGCACCACAUGGACCCGUCAGGAAACUCCAUCUCUUCGUCUGCUGCUCUGACCAGCUUCGCCACCAGUAUCUCUGGCAGUGCAGUGUACCUGCAGGGUCCGUCCCCGGUGGGAACCCCCUCCUUUAGCCGCCAGCAUUUCUCCCCUCACCCCUGGAGCGCCUCCACCUCCAGUGAGUCCCCGGUGUCCUCCGUGUCGUCCCCGGUGUCCUCCGUGUCGUCCCCUCUUUGUGCGUCCACGGUGACCACGGCUCUGAUUCAGGCUAAGCCCAGCAGCAACAGCCAGCAGGACCGCAAGGUGCCCCCACCCAUUGGCACUGAGCGCCUGGCACGCAUCCGCCAGACGGGCUCCGUGAACCACGCCAUGCUCACCGCCAGCUACACGCCGCCUGUGGGACAGGGAGGAAUCUGGUCCUUCGGCGUGGGCAGUGCGUCUGAGGCGAUGUCAGGCUGGUCUCAGCCCCUGAUGGGUGGUCACGUGAUACAGCAGCCGUCUGGCUUCUCCCAGCACCAAGCCAUGGAGAGGGACGACACCGGCAUCGUGAACCCCUCCAACACCUUCCAUCAAACCAUGCCCACCAACUUCAUGGACUUCCCAAAGGGUUUGCCAAUGUCAAUGUAUGGCGGGACGAUCAUUCCUCCCCACCCUCCUAUGGGAGAGGCCCCUGGGGGCCCCAUGUACAACGGGCUCCAUAGUGCUGACCCUGCCUGGAAUCCCAUCAUGAAUGUGGUCUCCAACUCUGCAGAGACUGCAGAAACCCAGCAGGUCUGGCCUGGGACUUGGGCCCCGCAUGUUGGGAAUGUGCACCUGAAUCACGUCAACUGAACACAUCUAGCGAUUUUGAAGCGUAGGACCAUUAACAAGACUCAUACACGUUUAAGAGAACCAGAUAAUUACAUAAUAUACAAAGAUAUUAACCUAGGGAGUGUCCAGAAACGGAGAAAUUGGAUGUUCGGACACCGUUUUGAUGUGCCUAACUAAAAAGAUGACUCCAGUGUGGGCUUGCAACUUGUUUAUCACUGUCUAUGAACAAACCGAUUGCCUGUUAAACAGGAUCCAUUCUUUGCUUAGUAUAGCCAUUAUUUUGACUUUAAAAGCCCCCACAUUAAUUGUUCUUGGUCUGCAGGGCUCUGCAGGGCUCUACAGGACUGUACGCUUAUUUAUACUCAGUCCAAGAACUAGGUGAUAACAGAAAGCGAGAAUUCAGACCUUUUAGUGGUAAAUACAUGUAUAAUUGUUUACAUACUAAAACAAAAAGGGUUAAAACCAGAGUACAUGUCGUAUAGUGACUCUACUGUAUUAAUGUGUAAUAUUUACCUUAAUAGUCAAUAAAAAAUUACGAAACUGUA